UAGUUGUUUUGUCGUGGAGAGCGUCUGGGUGCAAGCGGGCGAUUGACAGUACAGAACUGGUUGGCUCCUUUUGCAGGUUGAGGUUACAGCUGGUUGGUCAGAUCUGCAGCAGUACAAGGGUUUAAAGUUUCUCCCUAGAACAUAAAUGCAAUGCUGCUUGUCAGACGCUGCCACAGCCUGACUCGAUGUGGCCUUCUCAACACUCAAAGGCGUCAGGUGGCACCUGCUGUGGCCUCGUGUGCAGUUCGUCUCUGGAGCAGCAGCAGCAGUGAUGAACAGAGAUCGUACCAGCGCGCCCACAGUCCCAGCUGGAGACAUGGCCUAGCGGGCCUGCUGGCUGGUACGGGGGCUGUACUGGUUUAUGGCCUCCACCAUCAGAAGGCUGAGCGGGAAUACCCCGUCAGAGUGCAGACCUUAGAGAAGACCUCCUCUCUUCCCAUCUUCAGCCAAGAAGAAGUCAAAAAGCACCGCUCCUUGGAGGAUGGCGUGUGGGUCACUUACAAAGGUGGCGUCUAUGACAUCACUGAGUUUGUGGCCAUGCACCCUGGUGGGGAUAAAAUCUUGUUGGCAGCGGGUGGGGCCCUCGAACCCUUUUGGGCGCUGUAUGCUGUACACAACCAGGAGCACGUGCUGGAGAUCCUCUCAGAAUAUAAGGUUGGUGAACUGAACGCAGAAGACGUGAAGAAGCAGCAGGCGGUUAAGUCAUCUGACCCCUACUCCUCUGACCCAGAGCGUCACCCCGUCCUGCACAUCAACAACCUCAAGCCCUUCAAUGCUGAGCCGCCUCCUGAGAUCCUCUCUGACAGCUACAUCACCCCCUCUGCUUUGUUCUUCAAAAGAAACCACUUACCGGUUCCUCAAGUGGACCCGGCUUCUUAUCAGCUCCAUGUGGAGGGACUACCUGGAGGAGCACUGACUCUGUCUUUAGAAGACUUGAAGACUCGAUUCCCCAAACACACUGUCACUGCCACACUGCAGUGUGCAGGUAACCGCCGUUCUGAGAUGAAUAAGGUCAAGCAGGUGAAAGGAUUGAACUGGGGCAUUGCUGCCAUCAGUAACGCCACAUGGAGCGGCGCUAAACUCAGGGAUGUGUUGCUGGCAGCUGGCUACAGGCCAAAUGUGGCUCAGUGGGCUCGACACGUUCAGUUUGAAGGUCUGGACAAGGAUGUGACGGGUACUACCUAUGGUGCUUCCAUCCCUAUAAACAAGGCAGUUAGUGAGGAAGGUGAUGUGCUGCUGGCUUAUGAAAUGAACGGUGAGGAGCUUCCUGCCGACCACGGCUUCCCCGUCCGCGUUGUGGUCCCAGGCACAGUGGGUGCACGUAAUGUUAAAUGGCUGGGGAAGAUCAUAGUGAGCACAGAGGAGAGCAGCAGCCACUGGCAGCAGAACGACUACAAAGGUUUCUCCCCUGGGACGGAUUGGGACACGGUGGACUUCAAGUCUGCUCCGGCCAUCCAAGAGCUGCCCAUUCAGUCUGCAAUCACCACACCAGCAGACGGUGCUGUUGUUGAUCGCAGUUUAGAAGAAGUGAAAGUGAAGGGCUAUGCCUGGAGCGGCGGGGGCAGAGAGGUAAUACGCGUAGAUGUUUCUCUAGAUGGAGGAAAGACGUGGCAGGUGGCCCAGCUGAGGACCAGUGACGAGGGACAAGCACCUGAACCCUCACCUCCACCGGGAAGAGCCUGGGCCUGGAAGCUGUGGGAGGUGACAGCUCCUCUUCCUCCCGAAGCUCAGGAACUGGAGAUAGUUUGCAAGGCGGUUGACAACAGUUACAACAUUCAGCCAGACACAGUGUCUCCCAUCUGGAACCUGAGGGGCGUCCUGAGUAACGCCUGGCACAGAGUGAAGGUGAAGAUCAGAGAGGAUGAGGAUGAAAAUGAGGAAUAGACUCGGUGGUUUUGAAGUGGGGGGGGGGGGGGAAUCAGUGUCAUAGAACCAAAGCUCGCACAAUAUUUUGAAGUGGUACAACAAAUAUCAGAAAGAUCUCUUGACACGGUCUUGAAGUAUUUAUGCAGUCACAUUGCCUGUGAGAUUGAAGAUGUCCAGUGGUGCAUACUCACAGCAAAGCUAAAGGCUGUAAAUGACUAAACCAAAAGAUGUCCAGUUUAACGUGAGUCUUUGAGAUUUCUAGAAAAUAAAACCUUUAUUUUUGUAAUCAUUAUCAACUUUCUUAACAAUGAAGAUGCUCAGUAAUCUAAAAAGGGGUUGAAGUAAUUAUGUUAAUUAAAUGCAUCAUAAUUUAAAAGCCUAAUUUUAGAUAAUAUUAUGGAAUUUAAUUGAAAUGUAGAGAAGUUUUGAGUUUACUAUUGUGUUACUGCUUUGAAUGAACGCUACUAAAGUCGCUUUUCUUUAGGGAGAACAGCUGGAGUUUAACGAGACUAGAAUCAACUAGGACCUUUUAAAACAUUUGGGAGCUUUUCUUUUUUUUUUUAUCUGCAGCUGUGGCUUUGGUGAUCAGUAACCUCUGCAAAAGAUAAUAACAUAACUUUUCAUGGGAGAGGUUUGAGUAGCUUAAAGAAAAAUUAGCCGGAUUUAAUUGUCAGUGGCUGACGGGGGCUCCAUUCAGUUAUUCUCCCUCUGUUUCACAAUUGGUAUGACGUACCAGGUCCCACUGUGGAGAUCAAGUCAGAGUUUAGACUUUACCUCGAAAUUUAGCACAUUGCAGAGGUUUUGUUGACCACAGUUUUGACCCGAUGUGUCAAAAACUGGAAUAACUGCACAGCUUUUCCAAAAGAAAGGUUCUUUUUCAGUCAUCAAGAUAUUCAGUCAUAUUAUUGUUAAUUCAUCUGAGUCAUAUUGUCAGCUACUUAACUCCGGUCGUAGCAAGCAGCCCUGUGAUUCACACUGGAUGACUAUGUUUCGUGUAAAAUGAGCAUUACCAUUGUGGACGAUGAAUAAAGAGCUCUGAUUUUACACCGGCAUUUGAUUCACUUGCUACAUAGUGUCACUACCAUACAGCACAUCUUAGAUUGGCUCUUCUUUCGUGUACAGACAUGAAAAUGAACAUUUGUAUUAUUAAAAUGUUUUAAAUUUUUUUUGAAUAUUUGCUAACACAACAGGUUUCUCAGCGCUGCAGUAAUGAAAUAUUUGCACAUUUCACUGUUGGUGAAACAUGUUGAGUUGUUGGCUACUAACCAGGUCAAACUGCAGUUUUUGCUUAUUCAUAAGAGACAAAUCACAAAAGUACCGUACUGUAAGUUUAACAUGCCUAAAUCAUAUCCAGCUUUUCAUGCAUUAAAAUUUUUUUUUAUAUUUUA
Messenger RNA from Xiphias gladius (swordfish), 3254 nucleotides. RefSeq names its product sulfite oxidase (gene suox). The record is from RefSeq and is a predicted model, not a curated record. The transcript is spliced from 6 exons. Gene Ontology annotation, molecular function: molybdenum ion binding; oxidoreductase activity; heme binding. Gene Ontology annotation, cellular component: mitochondrion. Lineage: Eukaryota; Metazoa; Chordata; Actinopteri; Istiophoriformes; Xiphiidae. Bases 151 to 1884 code for a protein of 577 amino acids.